UUAAUGAAUGCCCUUAUCUUCCUGCAUUUGAGUCCUCACCUCAUCCCUUCACCUGAUCCUGACCACCCUGAAAUGAGGGGAAACUCUGGGUUUUCUGUUUCAGAAUGCAAGGUUAGUUAGGCUGAGCUACUGACAAGAACCCAAUCUGAGUGAUGCAGUCCAAGAGACUUGGUUAUGACUCUAAGUGAUGCUUAAAUACUUUAUUCAUUCAUGCUGCAACAAUGCUUUUCUUAUGAGCAAUGUGGCGCCAGGAAACCUUACAAGGAAAUAAUGCUAUAUUGUAAUGCUUGAACAAUGCUGAAUGUCUCGUGUGAAGUGAUGCAGAGGAGACUCACGGUGGCGCACGAAGCUAAAGGAUUGUGAGUGUUUCUGGCCCGGGGUCACCACGGGUCACGUCGUCUGGAGGAUCAACUUUUUUUCCCAUCAACAAAACGCCUGUUUCUCACAAGGUCAUUGAGAAAAGAAGAAGAGACCGAAUCAACAGAUGUCUAAACGAGCUGGGAAAGACGGUUCCUAUGGCACUGGCGAAACAGAACUCCGGGAAACUCGAGAAAGCCGAAAUCCUGGAAAUGACGGUGCAGUAUCUGCGCGCGCUCCACUCCGCAGACUUCCCGCGCGGGAGAGAAAAGGGAGAACUGCGGACAGAGUUUGCAAAUUAUUUUCACUUCGGCUAUCACGAGUGCAUGAAGAACCUCGUUCACUACCUGACCACCGUGGAGCGAAUGGAGACCAAAGACACCAAAUACGCACGCAUCCUCACGUUCCUGCAGUCCAAAGUCGUUACCGAGCCCGUGUUUGGCUCGUUGGGCACCAUCUCACCAGAUCCUACGGACCUUCUGUGCCAGCUGGAGUACCAGAGUCCAAGUCCACCCGAGUCAGUGUUUCAGCAGAGCCCUCCCGGACACUUUUCCUGGCACAACUCGGCGCGGAGCCCGACGCUCGCGUAUCCAGCCAUGUCUCAGCACAGCGGAUACUUAUCACCGGUCCAGGGACUCGAUCAUCAUUACAUGAACUUCAUCGGGCACUCACACCCCAAUGCAUUCAGCUUAUACAAUGCACAACACGCUGCACUGUAAAUACGUCUGCAAAUGUCCUUAAUUUAUAUAUGUGUACAUGCUUUAUUUUAAUAUGUAGAUAUAUCAUGAA
Messenger RNA from Carassius gibelio (silver crucian carp), 1146 nucleotides. It is a transcript of the gene helt, whose product is annotated as helt bHLH transcription factor. The coding region runs from base 516 to 1076 and encodes 186 amino acids. The record is from RefSeq and is a predicted model, not a curated record. The transcript has 6 exons. Gene Ontology annotation, cellular component: nucleus. Gene Ontology annotation, biological process: regulation of transcription by RNA polymerase II; anterior/posterior pattern specification; regulation of neurogenesis. Gene Ontology annotation, molecular function: DNA-binding transcription factor activity, RNA polymerase II-specific; protein dimerization activity; RNA polymerase II cis-regulatory region sequence-specific DNA binding. NCBI's taxonomy places the organism in Eukaryota, Metazoa, Chordata, Actinopteri, Cypriniformes, Cyprinidae.